AUGAGAUUCUGGAUUUUUAUUUUUUCGCCAAUAAUAUUUUUGGCUUCAAAACACGGCAGUGCCGCGUUGGAUUCCAUCGUCCUCGAGGACACCACAAUCACUUUUCCGCUUCACGUCGAUUAUUUGGCGCCGUUUUCAUGCGCUAAAUCCGGUGCCACGUGUGAUGACGAGGGAGCCGCCUAUAUUCCGGCGGCGAUGAAAAUCGCCGUGAAUCGCGUGAAUAAAGUGACGGAUUUGGAGGUUUUUCACAAUUUAUCGGUAAAUUUUGUGGAUAUUGCGAGUAAUGGACCGAAAAGUGCUGCGAAUUGUGAGUUUAUUUUAUGAUCUACCGGAAAUUCGGAUCAUUUUGAAUAUGGGUUACUAAUCUUCGAAGACAUAAAGCAAUAAUUCGACUAGACGAAAACAGUCAGAGGAUUUUUUAAGCUGUGAGAUUUCGGAAUCAGUUUUUUUCAAUUCAAACCCAAAAAUCAUAGAUUUCUUGAAACAGUCAAUUUUUCCCCGAAUUUUUUGCAGCCGCUCUCAAAAACACGACAAUCGCCGUAAUGGGUCUCUCAAAAGAUUGCUACGUGGAAAGUACCAUCCUAAACAUCAAUUCAAAAAUCGGAGUGUCCGACAUUUGCGAGAUGGAUCUUUCAAGUGUCACCGGCUUCGAUCAAACCACCGUGCUCUUCAACUCCGCUUCAGAUUCCCUCGCGAAUUCCGUCAUUUUCUUCUUGCAAAAAUACGAUUGGGCAAAGGUGGCGAUAGUCUCACCGUCGAAUACUCUAAGCUCUUUCAAUUCAAGACUUCGAUCGAAUUUGUUGGAAUCGAUGAGUUCGAAUAACAUUGAUAUUUUAUUGGAUAGUCGGGUUGAUCAAACUGCAAGUGCUUCUAGUUUAUACGAUCGGAUUGCUGAAGAAUCAACGAAAGCUAGAAGUAAGUUAGCCUAACUGCCUGCCACCUCAUAACUUUUCCCCCUUUCCUUUCAGUCUUCAUAAUCUGCGACUGGUCUGCCAAUUCCACACUCCUUCGAAACUAUCUCUACACGCUUGGCGAACUCCAAAAAAUCCAAUCCGGCGAAUACUUCAUCAUCGCCUACAUUCCCUAUGACGUCAAUGCAAAAUGGCUGCAAGCGGAUUCAGGCGACCAGAGAUUGCUGCACUUCGGUGCUCAGGAAAUCGGCGACUUCAAUCUCACCGAAAACGAUUUGCACACAAUUUAUCGCAACUUGCUGGUUCUAUCAAAUGGCCCGCCACCGGCACCGGCAAAUUCCACAUGGCAAGAGAUUCAGCAGGAAGUUUUGCAAGUUGCCGAGCAGAAUAAGACGAGUUUUUCGAAAAAUGUUUUCCCGAGAUGGGAUCGAAUCAAGUGGAUGUUUGACGCUUUUCAAUAUUUGGCUGAUGCGACGAAUGAUUCAUUGAGAGUUGGUGGAAAUGUGUAUGAUUCGUCGGUGUUUUAUGAACAUUUGAUUUCCAGAGAGAUCAAGAGUGUUUCAGGUGAGAAUAUACAAUACCACGAAGCUUAUCAAAAUCCCUUUCAGGCGUCACCGAAUACAUCGACGGUUACGGCGACAUCGUCGGCUCAAUGCAAGUCUACUACUUCUUCACAAGCAGUCUCAACAAUGUCUAUUCCCUCUAUCCAUGUGCCAGAUUGGGUCAAACAUCCCUUCUCGAUACCAAAUGGUAUCUUCAACAAUACACCGAACCACUCUCAAUCAAUUUUAUCAAUGGAACUCCACCAAGUGACACACCAAAAUGCGGAUUCUAUAAUGAGAAUUGUCAAGCGGCCAAGAGUAACACGUUCAUAAUUGUGAUCUCUGUUGGUUUGGCGUUAUUCAUCGGUCUCGCAAUUGCUACCUUCUUCCUCUACAAACGAUAUCGUUAUGAGAGAAAGCUACACUCUUUGAGCUUCUUGAUUGAUCGCAAUCGAAUUAUUCUGAAGAAACAUGUGAAUCUAAUGAGCACCCAGAGUUUGCGAAGUAUGGCGAGUAUUCAAGGAUCAAUGAUCGCUUCACAAACCCUUCAAAAUUCCCACUUCCUUCUGGAAGACUACAAUCAAUCGGAUAGUUUUGCCGGCGGAAGUACGGGUCGAGCCGAGAGUGUGACUGGCGCGUUUGGUGUGCCUGGUUUUGGCGGAACUGGAGUUGGUGUCGGAGGACCCGGGGAAAGUGCAGAUGAUAUGAGAUGGCAUGGAUUGUCGGAUUUCGCUGUGGGUUUAUUCGAAGGUCGAACUGUUGGUUUGAAGAGGAUCUAUAGAUCGGAUAUUGAAUUGACAAGAAAUGUUCGACUCGAGAUUGCUAGUGUAGGUUUUGGUUAGGGGAAUUUUUAUAGCCUGGCUGAUUUUUUUCCAGCUACAAGAAAGCGUCAACUCGAACACCAUAGCUUUCCUUGGUAUGGUUAUCCAAUCACCCGAUGUUUUCAUUGUCUACGAACUCGCGCAACGUGGAUCACUCAAAGAUAUUUUGGAUAACGAAGAGCUUCCGCUAGACGACAUUUUCAUGAAGCAAAUGACCAAGGAUAUUGUAGCCGGAUUGGAAUACCUACACAGUUCCCCAGUUGGUUGUCACGGUAGAUUGAAAUCCACCAAUUGUUUGAUCGAUACCCGUUGGAUGGUUAGAUUGUCCUCUUUCGGUUUGCGAGAACUUCGAGGAGAAGAGAAUCCGAUUCGUGAAGAUGUUCAAGAUGGAAAAGAGGAAUUGUGGACGUCGCCGGAGCUUUUGAGAUGGUCUACAGGGCUGGCACAAUGUUCAACGUUGCUUGUUCAAAAAGCCGAUGUCUACUCGCUCGCAAUAGUUUUGUACGAGAUCUUCGGCCGUGCUGGACCAUGGGGUGAAGAACCGAUGGAGCCUCGAGAAAUCGUGAAUCGCGUCAAACACGCCAACGAUUCCAACAAAAAAGCGUUUCGUCCCGAUAUGGCGAUCAUCAAGGAUGCUCCGAGAAUUGUGCAAGAAACUGUGGCCGUCGCGUGGGCUGAAGAUCCAAUGAAUCGCCCAUCUCUAUUCCAAAUCAAGCGGAAAUUGCGACCUCUGACAGCCGGACUCAAGCGAACAAUUAUGGAUAAUAUGGUGAGUAUGAUCGAGAAAUAUACGGAGAAAUUGGAGAAGGAUAUUGCCGAGAGGAAUGAGGAAUUGGAACGAGAAAAGGAGAAGUCGGAGAUGUUGUUGAAGAUGAUGUUACCGGAGUGAGUUAGGGGGGAAGGAAGGAGAUAGACAUAUCCAAAAUCGAGCGCUCUGCGCUAGUGUAAACCUUCCGCGUUAGCCAUAUCAUAGUAACCUACGUGGCCGCUCAUCAGCCCAUAGCUCUAGGUAUAAAUCAGAUUCAGACCAAAGGCAAGGCUUGUGAUACAAAGCUGUAACCAAAUUUUGAGCAAAUGGUAAGGUCUGAGCUAAGGUGUCUUUUUCUAUAAUUUAAUACAGCUCAUACUUCAGACAGAGGUAAGGUAUCAAGCUCAUUAAAGACACACCUCGGCUAAUCCGUUGUGUACAAUUUAGAAAAAACUCCAAACUUGAGUAUUUGAGAAGUCCAAAACGGGGAAUUUAUAGUUUUUACACUAAACAAAGGUCGUAAUAAGGCCCAGCUAGAUUCUUGGGUCCAACCAAAAACAAGUUUAGCCAGCUGAACAAAGACGAUAACCUAAACUUUGGGCCUACCCUCGCCACAUCAUACCCCAAGAACCCCCGAUUUCCAGCGUCGUAGCCGACAGUCUGAAACGUGGCUCAAACGUGACCGCCGAAUCAUUCGACUCAGUCACCGUCUUCUUUUCCGAUUGCCCAGGUUUCGUCGAAAUGUCGGCAUCAAGUCAACCCAUCGAAAUCGUCCAAUUUCUCAACGAUCUCUACACGUGUUUCGACAACGUCAUCAAUCAAUUCGAUGUUUAUAAAGUGGAAACGAUUGCCGAUGCGUAUAUGGUUGUCUCGGGUCUACCAAUUCCCAAUGGUCAACAUCAUUGUGGCGAGAUUGCAUCGAUGGGUUUGGCUAUGUUACGCGCUGUGGAUGUGGGUUUCUAGUGAUUAUUUUGUAGAUCUUAUAUAUUUUAUUGAUUCAGACCUUCCAAAUCCGUCAUCGUCCAAACGAAAAAGUGCGCCUUCGGAUCGGAAUGAAUUCGGGGCCAUGUGUGGCUGGAGUUGUGGGCUUGAAAAUGCCCAGAUAUUGUUUGUUCGGAGACACAGUCAAUACGGCGAGUCGAAUGGAGAGUAAUGGAAUACGUGAGUGGAAUUAGAGUUCGGAUAAGUGUUCAAAAUGAUUUCGGUUAAUCUUAAAAAUUCUUAGUGAUCAGAUGAAACGUAAAAAAUUCUGGAAGUAAAAAGGUUCUGAGAUUAACUUUCUCACAAUUUCCAGCUCUCCGCAUCAAUUGCUCCGAAUCCGCGCGUCAAAUCCUCGUCCAACUCGGCGGCUACGAACUCGAGGAGCGCGGACUCGUCGAGAUGAAAGGAAAAGGCAAACAAAUGACCUAUUUCGUGAGGGGCGAGGACACAAAAAUGCGUCGUGAUCGCAUCCUAAAAGAUCGUGUAAAAUACGCGACACUGAAAAAUGCCAAAGUCGAGGAGAAGAAAAUCGAAUUUGUCUGA
Messenger RNA from Caenorhabditis angaria, 4546 nucleotides. The record is from the annotation of a GenBank genome assembly. NCBI's taxonomy places the organism in Eukaryota, Metazoa, Nematoda, Chromadorea, Rhabditida, Rhabditidae.